AUGCCUAAACGUCAUACUGUGGUAGCAGUGGGUUUAGGUCAGCUAUUGUCUCUUUGUAUCACUGGCACAAGCUCUGCUUCUUCAGCUUUAUGGAGACAUCAUGCCAUUAGUAUACCCUUUACGCAGAAUCUAUUCAAUUAUAUCUUGUUAGCCAUCAUAUAUACCACUUUUUCAAGGACAAGCCUUACCUCAACACCAGCACCGUCCAACAGCAGGUUACCAUGGCAAUUCUUUGGCUUUUCAUUUGCGGAUGUUCUAGGCAACGUACUGGCUGUAUUGGCAUUCAAAAAUACAUCUGUAUUGUCAGCGCUCGUGCUCUCAUCGUGGUCCAUCCCAUGCAUCAUGUUACUUUCCACCUACUUUCUUAAUGCAGCCUAUAGUAAACGUCAUGUGCAAAGUGCGCUUGUGUGUCUUGUUGGACUCGCAUUACUGAUAUGGGGCGAUACAAUCGAUGAUGAUGAAGCGACGAGAAACCACAGCUGGAUUGGAGAUAUUAUCUGUUUAACUAGUGCAACCUUGUAUGCGAUCAGUAAUGUAACAGAGGAACAUUUAGUGAAACAGCAUACAGCAACAGAAUUUCUGGGAAAGGCAGGGUUUUGGGGCAGCAUUUUGUGUGGAUUACAAGCGUACUAUUUUGAAUUUGAUCGGGUGAUUGAAAUCCAGUGGUCAUGGUCAGUGCUAUCGUUAGUGGCCACCUAUGUAUUGUGUCUAUUUUGCAUGUACUCUCUUGUGCCGACUGUGUACAGGAUGAUGGGUGCCACAUUUCUCAGCAUGAGUCUGAUUACAAGCAACUUUUAUUCUCUGGUUGUUGGAUUGCUGUUCCUGAAUGCACACAUGCCUCCAUUUUACCCCAUUGCUUAUGCUCUAGUGAUCAUCAGUGUCACAGCGUAUAGUUUGGCGCCUUCCCCGAUACCACUUAAACAGGAAGGCGAUGAUGAAGAAAGCCGUCCCAUCUAUGCAGCAAAUUACAGCUACCACUCUCAAUAA
This is a messenger RNA of Mucor velutinosus, 987 nucleotides long. RefSeq lists its product as uncharacterized. The coding region runs from base 1 to 987 and encodes 328 amino acids. NCBI's taxonomy places the organism in Eukaryota, Fungi, Mucoromycota, Mucoromycetes, Mucorales, Mucoraceae. Gene Ontology annotation, molecular function: transmembrane transporter activity. The record is from RefSeq and is a predicted model, not a curated record. Gene Ontology annotation, biological process: transmembrane transport. Gene Ontology annotation, cellular component: membrane. The transcript has 7 exons.